AGACACGCGCAAUGAUAGCCGGAAGCAUCGAUAGGGUGAAAAUAGAAAUCGAUCAAAUUCAGUGUAGUUCGUAAGUGCAAAGCUUCGACGGACUGCCUUUUCCACGAAAGUUAGCUCGAUAAAUUACAGACCUCUUGACGUGGCGGUGGAGGAAAUGUUGUGGAGAGAGAAGGCCGUUUCUUUUUUCAAGUUACUUGGUGGGGGUUGAGCUGACGUGUGGAGAAGUUCGAGCUGCCAGAAAAGAGCAGAUAAACAAACAAGCAGGGAGUCAGCUGAGCGCCUGCCUGUCCAAACGGGGGCUAACGUUAACCAGGCGAGACUGGGUAAAUGUCAGCGAGAUCAAAUCGUCGCUAGAGUUUUUGACCCAAUAAUUGCUAAAAUAGUGUUCUAACGUUGGUGUUUACCCACACGCCAAGUUCAAAGAGUGGCACAAAGAAGAAAAAUACCACGCGAGGACAACAUUAUUUCACUGUGUUCCUGUCGCCUAGCUUGAUAGAACACUGUCAACAACUUGAUAUGUGCCAUUGAUUUGACUGUGCUUUCUUCAGCAGUUAGCAACAAAAGAAACGUAUUGCUUUAUCCCAUUGAAACGGUACAAUAUAGUACAAACGCUGAGUGGAUAGAGAAGUGGGAUAGCCAUGGCCCACCAUUCGACGCCCAGCUCCCAGAAGGCCCUGAUGAUGGAACUCAAGUCCCUGCAGGAUCAGCCGGUGGAGGGCUUCCGCAUCGGCCUGGUGGAGGAGUCAGACCUUUACAACUGGGAGGUGGCCAUAUUUGGCCCCCCUAACACACUGUAUGAGGGAGGCUACUUUAAGUCUCACAUCAAGUUCCCCAUUGACUACCCCUACUCUCCUCCGACCUUCCGUUUUUUAACAAAGAUGUGGCAUCCCAACAUCUAUGAGAACGGCGACGUGUGUAUCUCCAUCCUUCACCCUCCCGUCGACGACCCCCAGAGCGGGGAGCUCCCCUCAGAGAGGUGGAACCCCACUCAGAAUGUCAGGACCAUCUUGCUGAGUGUGAUCUCUCUGCUGAAUGAGCCCAACACCUUCUCCCCGGCCAACGUGGAUGCCUCAGUUAUGUUCCGCAAGUGGAGAGACAGCAAGGGCAAGGACAAGGAGUACGCAGAGAUUAUCAGGAAGCAGGUGGUGUCCACAGUGGCUGAGGCGGAGCGCGACGGUGUCAAGGUACCCACCACGCUGGCAGAGUACUGCGUCCAGACCCGGGUUCCCUCCCAGGACAGCAGCUCAGACCUACUCUACGACGACCUCUAUGACGAUGACAUGGAGGAGGAGGAAGAAGAGGAUGAAGAGGAAGAAGAUAAUGACAUGGAGUCAGGAGGAGAGGCAGGUGGGACAAGUGAAGGAGGAGGCGUCUCUACUCGCUGCUAUGACGACGACCAGGAGGAUUCUGGGAACGAGGACUCUUGAUGAUGAUGAUGGACGCCCUAAAUUGACGCCUUACACCCUGCUACGUCCAAUCCUAGCCUCCCUUCUGAUCCUGUUAAGCUUAGAACAUCCCCUAAGAAUAACACAUGUACUUCGUCUGGUACAUUGAUAGUCAAGUAAUAACUGGACAAAUAGGACACCUCAAUUUGAGUGGAUUCCAAUUAAAGGCGCGUACAACAAUGACAAAUAUUGAAUAUCUCAGCGAAAUAUAAUUUGUGUAGUUAAAAUUAUAUUUUUAGCACAGAUGGAGUCAGAAAUGUUUUAAUUUCUCCUUUUGAAAUGUGACUUUAACGCAUGCUUUUGGUUUCCUUACUCAAUGGUCAUAUAGUCAAAGCCUGCCUCCCUGGUCUGAUAGCUUGAUAGAAAGAAGAUAGUUGUUGAACAUAAACACAAACAAACAUCCAAACCCCAGGGGAGCUAGUUUGUUGCAAAAUGUGCAGAUAAUCUCUGCCUUUAGGCUAAGAUCAAGUGUAGUAUCUGUUAUUGUCAAUUUAAAAUCUGAACAAAAUUUUAGAACGGGGAAAUGGAAAAUGGGCUUCUGUCUGCUCUACGGAACCACCUGGUAUUGCAGUGCCUCUGGUACGGAGCACACACAAGAAAGAUGCUUCUAAAUGAAAUGUGGUGUUUGUGUUGCUUUACAGCAUUGGGUGCGGUUGCUUUUGUUUAUGUCCAACAACUGUGCUUUUUGUCAUGUCACUAAAUGUAUUUGCUAGAAGAAUGUUCUGGGCUUAAAUCUUUUAUUUUGGUCCACUCUUGGCCCCUUCAUACCAUGUUAAUCUUUCAUUUUGUGUUGUACGUCUGGCUGUCUGGUGCUUUCUCUGUCUGUCUCACUGUCUGGAUGGCUGAAUCUCGGUUUUGUGUGGCAUGCUGUCUUGCUCUGUCAAUGUUUCCCUCUUUCUGUCUCAUCACCCUCACUGCUUUGUCAGCCAGUCGUCAGCCAGCCAGCAGCAGUCGUUCUGUCCGUUUGUGUGUUUGUUCACUCUUAAGGCGAUCAACUUUAACCUACAGACACAACACAAAUUCUGCCCUGACCGACCCCACCUUCACCCCACACCUCCUGUUUCACCUCUGAACUCUGAUCCCUGUAGAACUGGGGGGUCUUCAUUAGGUACCAAAAUGGACAGAAACAGGGAUGAAUUACCAUCUUCAAUUGUCUAGUAAGAAAUGCUAAUUUUUGUUUUCUGUAGCAAAACGUUAUGACUGAGCCUUUAUAAGAUACUGAGAGGAUAUGCCGUCUCGGGCACAGAACCACAGGAGUUACAUCCUCCUUCACUCUUUCCAUCCAUCCUUUCCCUGCCGCAGGGCCUCCAAUAGACUCUCACUGGGAGAGAACCAGGGAUGUAGUGGAGAAUAAACGCACCUUAACGCCAUCUACGCACCUCUAUAUGUUGUGAAAAGUGUUGUUGGCACUCAUUCAGUGUUUACCCACCUUAUGUCUUUACUAUUACAUCCCUGGAGAGGGCUCACUCAAACUGCUCCUCAGCUUGAGCUUGGUAUUGUUUAGAUUCUUUAAAAAAAAAUGUUGUGGUUGUGUGUUUACAGAGGGAACUUCAAAUCUCCAACAGCACUAUCGAUCCCCAUGUCUCUUACAUUUCCCCCCCCAACCUCCAUUCAGGGUUUCCUUCUCUUUGUUAUUUCUGUGUUGCCCUGUUCCGUUGGCCAUGCUUCACAAAACUAAACCAGACCAGGUUCUUUGUCGUGUUCUUGAUAUGCUUUCUUGGAAUUGGCGCAAACUCCUGGAAUUCUAUGCGAGCCAGUCAGGUGGUCAAAAUGGAAAGUGAAAUUGAAUAAGUGGUAUUCUGUAUUUUAAUCAACUAUUUACACAUGCCAAAAGGCAUUAGCCAUUGUUUAUGUUAGUUAGCACAUAUAUAGCCGAAAGAGCACAUUUAGUCAUCAACAACAUGUAUCAGCCAGGAAAGUAGAUUUUGCUAAUUCGUGACUGAGCACAUGCUGCAUUGGUGAUUCAGAGUUACACAUGGAGCACAAUUGCAUUUUUUUGGGUGGAAAAAAAUGAUGCUUCUUGGAACUCUGCUGCAAAUACUUGGGUUGUGUAAGUGAGGUGACAUCACAGACAAGUCGACCUAUCAUCUGUGCUCAUUAGGCCUGCAGUUUUCACGUUUCCAUGCGUGUGUGUUUUACCAUGACCCCAUUCAAUGGAACACAGAACCUGUUACACCUCGCAUUCACAAGGAGGUGCUGGCCUGGAUUCUAUGCCAAGGAAAUGUUUCAUGACCACUUCCAGUAACGCUACAACCAUCAGUCAGUUAUGGAUAUGUGUGAAAUAUGUCCUGUUUUUAACAACUAUAAAGGAGAGACUUGACAAAUCAGUCUGAGGAAGACUAACAGAAUCAAAAGAAACUUUUCUCCUCCCUUGCUCUGUUGAACUUAUGUCCUCACUGGGGCUGGCUUCAUGUCAAAAAAAUAGUUGACUGAUGGAUCACAAAUAGAUUGUUCUUCUCCUCAGCCACUGGACUUUCAGGGAUAUGAUGUCAACGACCGGGGUGAACCAUGUCUCAAUACUCCUUAAAUGGCUUCCUCUCUUCACCCCCUUUUUCUUCAUGAUCACUGAUAGGUGAAAGGAAUGGAUACAUUUCCACUAGGAAGGAAGCCAUUGAGUAUUGAGACCCAGCGUUCUUAUUCUCACUGACUUUUGCCUUCUGUGUUGACGUGGCGCAGGCAGUUGGAACAGCGUUUACCUGGUCCUGAAUCCUAGAUCAAAAUGACACUCGUUUAGAAGGACCACAUGCUAGGCUGUCAGAAUCUCACUAUUGCGAAGUGUGUGUACCAGUGUUUGAGGAGCUUUUCCCUCUGUGGCUGAAAACGGUCACGUUUGGACAAACUACUUCACUGUUUCCACAGCCAGUGAUAUGGAUGAUGCAGUCCUCCUUUGUUUUGUAGUUUUUCAUUUAAUUAUCUCUUCCUAUUGUGUUGUGAGGAUGCAAAUGUCACCUAUUAAAUUUAUAUUCUAAAAAUGUUGAA
This is a messenger RNA of Oncorhynchus kisutch (coho salmon), 4424 nucleotides long. RefSeq names its product ubiquitin-conjugating enzyme E2 R2. The transcript is spliced from 6 exons. NCBI's taxonomy places the organism in Eukaryota, Metazoa, Chordata, Actinopteri, Salmoniformes, Salmonidae. Bases 639 to 1427 code for a protein of 262 amino acids. The record is from RefSeq and is a predicted model, not a curated record.